CACCAUCAAUAAUUGAUUUUUUGUGCCUACAAAUUUCUACUUGUAUUCUAUAUACAAUUUCACACCCCAAUCUUCAAAUCCCUGCACCAUUUUUUUGUUCUGUUAUCGUAAACAUGUGGAGCAAUCUUCCCUUUGAUCUCCUAGCCAACAUCUUAUCCUUCCUUUCUUCAGACUCCUUGGCUAUGGCUAGCUCAGUUUGCCAGCACUGGCAUUCUUGUUCCAGGGCCUACAACCUCCAAUAUACUGUCAAAGACCGCCUCGCUUGGCUCGUGGUUUUCCCGACACGUAACCGCAGCCCGUGUUGCUAUGUUCACAAUCCGGUUAUUGAUAAGUGGCAUGUGUUAUCGCUCGACUUCUUGCCCGACCCUGUUCGGCCCGUUACCUCAAUUGGUAGCCUUCUUCUUUUAAGACCUACGAAUUCUAUAGUUCUUCAGUUGGUUUUGUGUAAUCCGUUUACCAGGCAGUUUAGGUACCUCCCAGUGUUGAAUAUGGCUAGAACUAACCCAGCUGUGGGUGUUGUGGUGGAAAGCCAGACCAAACAAGGCCCAUUUCCGUCUUUUAGAGUCUACGUGGCAGGUGGGAUGUCGGAGGUAGCAAGCGGCGGCGCCAUGUAUGAGCCCACAUUAGAAAUGUACGACUCGAGGUACGACACAUGGAAAAUAGUGGGGCCAAUGCCGGUGGAAUUCGCGGUGAGACUAACGGUUUGGACCCCAAACGAGAGUGUAUACACCAACGGAGUGCUAUAUUGGAUGACUUCCGCCCGGGCCUAUAGUGUAAUGGGCUUCGAGAUCAUAUCAAACACAUGGCGCGAAUUAAGCGUCCCAAUGUCAGACAGGUUAGAAUUUGCAGCAUUGGUGCAACGAAACGAGAGGUUAACACUAGUCGGUGGCACCUGCGGUGGCGGUGGCGGUGGCGACGCUUGCGUGUGGGAGCUUAGUGAGGGUGAGAUUUGGUGCUUAAUAGAGAAGGUGCCAAUGGAAUUGGGGAUGAAACUAUUGGGGGGAAAGCCAAGUUGGGGAAGCACAAAAUGUGUGGGUGGCAAUGGUGCAAUUUGCCUGUAUAGAGAACUUGGGUCAGGGAUGAUAAUUUGGAGAGAGGUCGAGGAAGAAGAAAAGAGAAGGAGAUGGGAAUGGAGUUGGGGUGAUGGGUGUUGUUUGGUUAGAGGGAAAAGAAUCCAAAAUUUGGCAAUAAAAGGAGUGUUGCUUCAUCCAAGCCCUCUUGCUUUCUGAACAAAAAACAUUGAUUGAUG
Messenger RNA from Pistacia vera, 1249 nucleotides. Its product is annotated as protein UNUSUAL FLORAL ORGANS-like. The record is from RefSeq and is a predicted model, not a curated record. Gene Ontology annotation, molecular function: protein binding. Lineage: Eukaryota; Viridiplantae; Streptophyta; Magnoliopsida; Sapindales; Anacardiaceae. The coding region runs from base 114 to 1229 and encodes 371 amino acids. The transcript has a single exon.